Striga asiatica is the source of this 1653-nucleotide messenger RNA. The record is from the annotation of a GenBank genome assembly. NCBI's taxonomy places the organism in Eukaryota, Viridiplantae, Streptophyta, Magnoliopsida, Lamiales, Orobanchaceae.
UAAUAAUAAUAAUAACAAUAAUCACACACACUACACCACGUUAUUUGAACAUUUAAAGACAAUCUUUUUGGUUUGUCUAGAGGUUUGGUUGGCCUUAAUGGGAGGUGACGCAUUUAUGUACCAAAAAUGGGGCAUGUGAUUGCACAUGCUGAUGGGCUCCCUCAUCGCCAUCAUGCUUCUUAUUGCACAUGGCCUCAUUUGUGACUCAAUAGGGCCGGGCCGGGCCCCAUUGUCCCACUACCACAUUCAUGGCUUAUGGUACCAUUUUUAUCCUCCCUCGAAUAUAUGUGGAAAAGCCCUUCAAAAUUUUUCAGAACUCAUUUCACAUGGACUCAUACCACAAUAAGAAAAAAAGCAUAAAAUAAAAGUAAGCUAGAGAAUGGGGUCUUAGUUGAGAUUUUGCGGUAGAAAUGGAUGAUCUCAAAUGCUAUCCAUUAAUCCAGUAGUUGAACCCAUAUAUAUAUUUUUUUAAUAAAAAUGCAUAAUUAUACUAUAAAAUAUUUUCUUUUAUUUAUGUUGUUUUUAAGUAUGAUAUUUUAUUUGCAAAUAUGUAAUUCUGUUGAAAAAGAUAUGAUUAUCUAACUAUUAUAAUUGUCUAAACCAAAAGAAAUCAAGUAGCAUUGUGCUUUGCUGUGGUCAUGCUUGAACAAAUUUCAGGCACCAUUGAUAAUUUGAAUGAACAUUAGGUUCCGUUGCAUGACAAACUCGGGCAAGUUAUUUAUUGCUCCUAAUUUGAGGGUUUUACUCAGGGCCAUCAUUUUUUUGUUAACAAAGAAAAAAAGAAAAAAUAUUAGUAAUCCAAAAUCAAGAGACUUGAUUGAGGGCAAAAUAGUCAUUUCAGAGAGAAAUAAUGUCACUUUAGGUCCCAUGCUUAUACAGUUGCACCAAAAGUACAGUGUGGUUAUUACAGUUGCAUAUUUAGAAUCCACUCAGCUUCCCUCUCUAUAAAUACCACCUUCUUCCUUCAUAACCAAGACACAAAUUACAAAUAGUGAAAUAUUCUUCCUUUUACUCUUUCCCUUAACCGUCUCAAGUUUGCAAACCUAAAUAAAAAAGAAAAUGGCUAGCAAAAUGGCCUUUCUCUUAUGCCUACUCUUUAUCGUCUCUAUUCUUGCUCAAAAACAGAAUGUGGAGGAAGAUGCAGAAAUAGAUGCUCAAAGACAUCGUUCAAGAAGCCAUGCAUGUUUUUUUGCCAGAAAUGCUGCGCAAAGUGUUUGUGUGUGCCACCUGGCACGUACGGUAACAAGCAAGUUUGCCCUUGCUACAACAACUGGAAGACCAAAAGGGGUGGACCAAAAUGCCCUUGAACAAAAACACGUGCAGCUCGAGCUGGCUGGUCCCGUGGCUUUUAAGUUAUCUCUGUUCUGUUCUGUUCUUGGAAGUUUUAUAUUGUUAACUUCGUAUUUUAUAUGCUAAAUGUUGUUUAUUCUCGUCGUGUAUUGCUAGCUAUAUUCAGUAUUAAUUCCUUGGAGACUCUGUAGUUGUUGAUUGACUAAGAAAUUGUUGUACUUUACAAGCAUAUUUUGAAUUAUGUACUGAUCAAAUGAAUGGAAGUUCAUGGUAUUCUGUGGACAUUCAUGUUCUCUUAUACAGUUCUUUGUGAGGUCAAGAAAAUGAAUUCAAACAGGAAGAUGACAUUCCAAUGUCCUUAGA